UAAUAAUUAUUAUAAUAUUUUUAUCUGAAUCGUAAUAAAUAUUUAAUUAAUUAAUAAUAAUCUGAGUAACCAUACUAAUAAGUAGUACACUAUAGUUUCGAAUAGGUACUCGAUCGAGUCGUUCGUUUUAUAUUAUCUAUUAUUGUUAAAUUAUUAGAGAGAAGAUUUGGAUUGUCGUUGCAAUGUCUCGCCCCAACACGGUUUUCAUUUUCGGUCAUUGACGAUCCGACCCGACCGAGUGGUAGAGUUGGUCCACUACGCUGGCUGCCUUGUGUCUGUUGGAGUUUUGACCACAUUAAAGAAAACAUGGCCAUGUAAAUAUGACUGAAAUCACUAUACCUAAGUACGGGCUGGUGCAGGAUGUCAAGCCACACUAUGUGUACACGAUCAAGGUGCUGUCAGACGGCUACCAGGAGUGUGUGGAAAAACGGUAUAGCGCUUUUCACGCGUUCCAUAGAGAACUGAGGAAAUCUAUAUCUACACCACCAUUUCCAUCAAAACGUAUACGAUGUUCACAACCAAAAGUCCUUGAACAAAGAAGGGCUGGUUUGGAGAGGUAUUUACAGACAGUUUUCAAAAUUGAAGGUGGAUAUAAACAGGUCAUGGAAUUCCUCGGGCUAAAGUUUCAGCCAAGCCAUAAAAUAGAUGUUAAGUAUCAGCGUCCAGUGUUUCACAUGAUAAGUGAACAUAUUCCAUCUAAAAACAGACAUGAAAAACGUUUAUGUUUACCAGACAUAAUCACAGAUGGUGUUCUUAAAGCUUUAUAUGGUUAGUAUUUAACUCCUGAGAAAUAGUGAUAUAUUUAGGUAUACCUUUUGUACCUAGAUUUUUUAUUAUUUAUAUAGAUAAACAUUUAAAAUCAAACUUAUUUUUAGUAUUUUUAUUAUAUUUUAUUCAUGUAACAUUGUUUAUUUUAGAAAAAA
Messenger RNA from Rhopalosiphum maidis (corn leaf aphid), 923 nucleotides. Its product is annotated as sorting nexin-22-like. The record is from RefSeq and is a predicted model, not a curated record. Bases 321 to 773 code for a protein of 150 amino acids. Lineage: Eukaryota; Metazoa; Arthropoda; Insecta; Hemiptera; Aphididae. Gene Ontology annotation, molecular function: phosphatidylinositol phosphate binding. The transcript is spliced from 4 exons.